Didymosphaeria variabile is the source of this 1068-nucleotide messenger RNA. RefSeq lists its product as uncharacterized. Bases 1 to 1068 code for a protein of 355 amino acids. Lineage: Eukaryota; Fungi; Ascomycota; Dothideomycetes; Pleosporales; Didymosphaeriaceae. The record is from RefSeq and is a predicted model, not a curated record. The transcript is spliced from 4 exons.
AUGGUAGCGCAAGGUAUAUGGGCGAAGCUGGCGACCUUUCGCCGCCAAUACUUCCAACUUGUCGACCCCUCGCAGCUAAGGUGGCUUGAAAGCAACACUCUCAAAAAUCCGGAGGUGCAGUCCUGGAUCUACAAACACCUAUUCGAUACAAAAGGGCAUUCAACUCUACCUCCAGAUCGAUAUCGUCUCAGGGUACUCAAGGUACUGAUAUCAAAGCUUGAAAAAGCAAUCGAACAACCCGAUGAGGAUGCAAUUUCUGAUGAUCUCAUGGAAGCGCUUUCUUCUAUUGUCGGAUCCAACAUCUUGUCCGAGUCCGAGUCAGCUCAACAGAAAGCAUACGUGACUUACGCAUUUCCACGUCAUAAUGCAGACGACGGCAUUGUUAACGACAACUCGGUGACGCUGCUCGAAUCCCGUUCUGUGGUUUCAUCAUCGGGAACUACAGGAUUGCGUACUUGGGAAGCCGCACUGCUUCUCGGGCAAUUCCUCUCUACUGAUCGCGGAAAGACGAUGGUCAAUGGGAAGAGAGUGUUUGAACUCGGAGCCGGCACAGGCAUGCUAUCGAUCCUAUGUGCGAAGCAUCUCGGUGUAUCCGGCAUCGUCUCGACAGACGGCGACGAAGCAGUAGUGGACGCGAUCAAGACCAACAUUUUUCUCAACGUACUUGACGCGUCCCGAACCGCAGUAAACACAGCUGCGUUGAGGUGGGGACGGUCCCUCAGUAGCAGCACGUUUUUAGAAGAUUAUGGGAUGGACAUACCUGAAGUGCUCGUAGGAGCUGAUGUGACAUACGAUUCCACUAUUAUUCCGGCUCUUGUUUCGUCGAUGAGGGAAUUCUUCGAGCUGAAUGCCGCACUCCAAAUCCUGGUCGCUGCAACCAUACGCAACGAACAAACGUUCGAGACCUUUUUGAACGCGUGUAGACGAAACCGCUUCACGCUGCAACAAAUCGACUUCGCACCACUUCCUGAGCCGCUCCAGGAUGGUCCUUUCUAUCCGACAGCAACGCCGAUUCAGAUCUGGCGAAUAACGAGGGCGCACACCACGCAGGACCCGUUCGCUUUCUGA